Molecule: messenger RNA, 231 nt
Organism: Strongylus vulgaris
Lineage: Eukaryota; Metazoa; Nematoda; Chromadorea; Rhabditida; Strongylidae
Source: the annotation of a GenBank genome assembly
AUGAGAUGGGCUCUGGCUCAACGUGUGGUCCAUGCGAGCGACACAAAAUCAGCUGAUAGCUGCGGCUGGAUCGCGGCGCCUCUCGCACUUGCUCACUCGUCAUGGACUUGCGGUCAUCGCAUGCGGGUGCCGCAGUCAUCGCCCCGCACUCCUGCUGGUGACACGAAGGAGGUUGCGAAAUCUGCUAUGCUCGGUUCCGUAUCUCGCACUUUUGCUUACUCACCACCAUAG